Messenger RNA from Helobdella robusta, 1002 nucleotides. RefSeq lists its product as hypothetical. Lineage: Eukaryota; Metazoa; Annelida; Clitellata; Rhynchobdellida; Glossiphoniidae. Gene Ontology annotation, biological process: regulation of transcription by RNA polymerase II. Gene Ontology annotation, molecular function: DNA-binding transcription factor activity, RNA polymerase II-specific; RNA polymerase II cis-regulatory region sequence-specific DNA binding. The transcript is spliced from 6 exons. The record is from RefSeq and is a predicted model, not a curated record. The coding region runs from base 1 to 1002 and encodes 333 amino acids.
AUGGUCUUGAGAAAGCAAACAGGUCACUUUUGUCCAGGCUGCAAAGGCUCUUUUAAAGCUAAAGAACUUCUAUUGGAGCAUUUGCAACAGCAGGCAUCUACUAGACAGCACACAUGCAGAGAAUGUGGUUCAAAGUUUAGCAGGUUGGCACUCCUAAAGAAGCACGCCAAGACUGAACACGGAAGUUUGAAGGCUUACGUGUGUGGAGCUUGUAACAAGACAUUUGCGUUUGCGUGUGGUUUGAAACUCCAUGCACUGACACACGGUGCUGAGAGGAGGUAUUCGUGUCAGUUCUGCGGUCGAAGGUUCAAACAUGCUUCUAAUCUACAGAAGCAUGUUAAGAGAGAUCCAGCUUCGUUCAAGAUUGAUCAUGCCUGUCGAAUCUGUGGAAGAGUUUGUGAGAGCUCAAAGCAUCUGGAAAUACAUUACAGAUCCCACACAGGGGAAAAGCCUGAGGUAUGCCAAACAUGUGGCAAGUCAUUCCAGCACAAGUCGAAUCUUCAGAAGCAUCAGAUGAAGCAUACAGGAGUCAGACCCUUCCAGUGCCCGCACUGUCAGAGAAGUUUUUUUGUGAAGCAUAGCUAUAUGGGCCAUCUGCGACUGCAUACUCAUGACAGUCCAUUCACUUGUGAAACUUGUGGAAAGAGUUUUAUCAGCAAGAAUGGAUUGCAGGUCCAUUCGAUCUUGCAUCAAGAACGUCUGCCCUUCUGCUGUGGUCAGUGCGGCCGAGAGUUUGCCCAGUUGGGCAACCUAAACAAGCACCUCAGUCUGCACACAGGGGACAAGCCCUUCCCUUGCAAUUACUGCGAUAAGAAGUUUGUGGACACCAGUGCCCUAAAGAGGCACAUGGUCAUCCAUACCAGGGAAAGAAAUUAUGUCUGCCCUGAUUGUAAUAAGACAUUCACCAUGAAGUCUGCCCUCUACAAACACAUGAAAGGUCAUAGUGAGAAUGCUGAACCUGCUAUUGAAUACAUUGUUUACUUGUCCAACCAAGAUGUGUAA